UUUUUCUAUCAAUUUUAAACGUCAAAACACCGCGCCAGAGUUAUACUAUACUUGCAUGCCGUGCCGAAUUAUUUAUUACGACCAAUAGUAUUCUGGAAUUACGAGAGGCGUUGCGUUACGUUACGAUACUUGCAUUAAAAGUUGUUGCAUUGGAUUUAAUUAUUUGGUUCAAUAUGUGUAGAAAUAAUUAAUAUAAUUAACAUCACAAAGUCAAUUUAUUGUAGCUUGCAAAAUGAUAGAAGACGACGACGAUCCUGUAGUGGAUGAGAUCCCCAUAUUUCUGUCACAAGCACUGACUGACUGCUUGUACGUAUAUCAGUACCCAGUUAGGCCUGCAAAUAAAGAUUGGGAAAGCGUACAUGUAGCUAAAGCCUCUUUCAAACCUAAGAAUCAAAUUGUGCGGCUUGAAAUCAGUCUGGACAUCGACAGCGACAAGUACAGCGCUUCUAAAGGCGAACAGAUUGCUAUUAAUACUGAUGGCAUGCAGGACUUGAGAUUUGUCAGAGAAAAAGACAGAGAUAAAGCACCUUACUUCCAAAAUUGUGUAAUGGACAAAAUAGUAUAUGAGAGCAGCAUGCCAUGCACGGACAUUGACCAUUACGCUGUGGCAAUUUUACAAGAUAAAGAACUUCAUCUUACACCCAUUAAAGGAAUUUUGCAACUUCGACCGUCUUGUUCAUAUUUCGACAAGCAAGACAAAAAGAAGCAUGACAAAAACAAAACAGAUAACUCUGAUGAUGAAGAGAAAGAACCAGAAGCACAACAAGUGAUUGUGAAGUUUGCGAGACAGGAGACGGAACUGGCAAAGAAGGCACGUGAGAAGUCCUAUGAGACCUUGAUACAGAAGAUAAAUGCAGAACCAUGGUACAAUUCCCUUUGGAAGCACUCUGAUUCAGAUCAUGCUGAUUUGGAGCGUCUAAAGUUAUUUAGUGCUACGACGUCUGACGGAGUGACCCUUAACAUGCCCGGGCGGGAGUAUCUACGCGUGCUGGUGCCGCCGCCAUUACACGAGGAGGCAGACGCCAAAUCUGAAGAGAUACUACCACUCGUUGAACAAAUUAAACGUUUACUUAUUAGUGCCAAGUUAAUGACAUUCAACGACCUCCAAGCGCAGUUACGGUUUGAGGAGGGUGUGACGGUGUCCGAGAGCACGCUACUGGCGACUCUGGGCGGCGUUGCAUGCUGCGUACGAGGUUUGUGGACGCCGCGGUCGGCUGACCUAUACACACGUGCCGGGCCUGUACCGCCCAGGCUCAUGUGCGCCGCACGAGACCAUGUGUUGUACCUUUUCACUCAACACCCGUAUGUGGACAGGAGGAAAGUCGCUGCUGCAGUACGGUUGCCGCCUGAGGACGUCCUUGAAAUAAUGCAAUCAAUAACCAAGUAUAAUCCUCGAACCGGCUGGGAACUCCUCAUUCCAGCAGACAUUGCCUUCGAGGCGAAAUACCCUGAUAUAAUCCAGAGACAAAACUUAUAUUGGGAAGCAAGACAAAGACAAUUCAACGAAAUGCAAAUAGGCGAAAAUAUACCUAAAAGGCAAAGAAAGAAGUCCCAAAGAGAUUCAGUUGGUUCAGAUAUUAUGAGUCCUAAACCAAGAUGUAAUAGUGUUAGUGAUGAGGACAGUGGUAGAAAAGUGAAGGGGAAAGGUGUUGGGAAAAGAACUAGAAAUAUGAGUUCCAGUAGUGUUCAGGAUUUUACGUAAAUACUUCUAAACAAGCUAAACUGUUUUUUUAAAUUAA
This is a messenger RNA of Hyposmocoma kahamanoa, 1739 nucleotides long. It is a transcript of the gene Polr3E, whose product is annotated as DNA-directed RNA polymerase III subunit RPC5. NCBI's taxonomy places the organism in Eukaryota, Metazoa, Arthropoda, Insecta, Lepidoptera, Cosmopterigidae. The record is from RefSeq and is a predicted model, not a curated record. The coding region runs from base 233 to 1702 and encodes 489 amino acids. Gene Ontology annotation, cellular component: RNA polymerase III complex; nucleus. The transcript is spliced from 7 exons. Gene Ontology annotation, biological process: DNA-templated transcription.